Dromiciops gliroides (monito del monte) is the source of this 945-nucleotide messenger RNA. It is a transcript of the gene SFXN3, whose product is annotated as sideroflexin 3. Gene Ontology annotation, cellular component: mitochondrial inner membrane. Gene Ontology annotation, biological process: serine import into mitochondrion; monoatomic ion transport. Lineage: Eukaryota; Metazoa; Chordata; Mammalia; Microbiotheria; Microbiotheriidae. The record is from RefSeq and is a predicted model, not a curated record. Gene Ontology annotation, molecular function: monoatomic ion transmembrane transporter activity.
AUGAGUGAGGUGCCACUGAACAUCAAUAUCCAUGAUCCUUGAUGGGACUUUGUGGGUGGAGCUAAGCAGUUCUUCACUGUCACCAACCCCUUGAACCUUCUACUAUCUGAAGAUAAACUGCAUAAUGCCCGAACCAUUGUAGAGAACUACAGGGUAGGGAUCGUGACCCCUGGGCUGACUGAAGAUGAUCUAUGGAAGGCCAAGUAUAAAUAUGACUCAGCCUUCCACCCUGACACUGGGGAGAAGCUCUACCUCAUUGGCCGAAUGUCAGCCCAAGUGCCCAUGAAUAUGAUUAUCAGUGGCUGCAUGCUCACCUUCUACAGGAACAUUUCAACCAUGGUGUUCUGGCAGUGACUGAACCAGUCCUUCAACGAUGUUGUUAACGACUCCAACAGAAGUGGGGAUGUGGCAGUUACUGAGAGGCAGCUGGCAACAGCUUACGUGAGUGCCAGCACUGGGGCCGUGCUUACUGCUCUGGGACUCAAAUCCCUCACCAAACAUCUCCCUAGCCUGGUUAGCCACUUCAUCCCAUUCAUAGCAGUGGCUGCUGCCAAUUGCAUCAACAUCCCACUGAUGAGGCAGAGGGAGAUGCUGGUGGGGAUCCCUGUGACUGAUGAUUUGGGCCACAAGUUUGGCUAUUCUUCAAAGGCAGCUCAGCUGGGCAUCUUCCAGGUGGUGACAUCUCGGAUCUGCACGGUCACGCCUGCUAUGACUGUAACCCCUCUAAUUAUGAAUGCACUGGAGAAAAAAAAAAGGCUUCUUGAAGCGAAGGCUGCUCGGGCUCCAUGCAGUCUGUUGUUUUCCACUCCCCUGUGCUGUGCACUUUUCCCCCUUUUCUCCCAGAGGAGUUCUAUUUCAGUGAAACGUAUGGAGCCACAGCUCAGAGCUAGGAUCAAGGAGCAGAGCCCAAACACCAAGCUUGUUUACUUCAACAAGGGACGCUGA